CAAGUUUUUCUUGCAGCAAUCCUCAAAUCCCUAUGCAAGGACUUCCUAUCGGUGAACGUGUCGGCGAUACUAUACCUAAUGAAUUAUGAACAGUAUGGCAGAAGCACGGCGUCGGCACAGUACUUUUUACAAUUGGCCGGCUAUUUGGGCAUACCUGUGAUAGCUUGGAACGCCGACAAUUCCGGCCUGGAACGACGAGCAUCGCAGUCGUCCCUGCAAUUGCAGCUCGCACCGUCGCUCGAACACCAAACGGCCGCUAUGUUAAGCAUUUUGGAACGAUACAAGUGGCAUCAAUUUUCGGUCGUCACGAGCCCGAUUGCCGGUCAUGACGAUUUCAUUCAAGCGGUCAGAGAGAGGGUAUCCGCAAUGCAGGAUCGAUUUAAGUUUACAAUACUGAACGCGGUGCUGGUGGCAAAAAAUGGCGACCUCGCAGCCCUUGUGGACUCUGAAGCGCGUGUAAUGCUCUUAUACUGCACCCGAGAGGAAGCGAUAGAUAUUUUAACGGCCGCAAGAGACUUUCAACUUACCGGCGAAAAUUAUGUCUGGGUUGUCACGCAAAGUGUGAUUGAAAAUCCUCAACAGGCGCCUUAUCAAUUCCCAGUCGGUAUGUUAGGAGUGCACUUCGACACGUCGAGCGCCAGUUUGGUCAACGAAAUUACAACGGCAAUUAAGGUCUACGCAUACGGCGUGGAAGAUUUUAUAAACGACCCACGCAACAUAAAUCGGUCGCUUAAUACUCAGCUAUCUUGCGAAGGCGUUGGAGCGGCACGCUGGGAUACGGGAGAUCGUUUCUUUCGAUAUCUCCGCAACGUUAGCGUCGAAACGGAGGCGGGUAAACCAAACAUCGAAUUCACGCAAGACGGCGUUCUUCGUGCGGCGGAACUUAAGAUUAUGAAUUUGAGGCCGGGGAUAAGUAAACAGCUCGUUUGGGAGGAGAUUGGGGUAUGGAAGUCGUGGCAGAAAGAGGGUUUGGAUAUAAAGGAUAUCGUUUGGCCUGGCAACAGUCACACGCCUCCACAAGGAGUUCCAGAGAAGUUUCAUCUUAAAAUCACGUUUCUGGAAGAACCGCCGUACAUCAGUCUAUCGCCGCCGGAUCCGGUAACUGGAAAAUGCGCUAUGGAUAGGGGAGUUUCGUGCCGGAUUGCAUCGGAUGCAGAAAUUACCGAGUGA
This is a messenger RNA of Photinus pyralis (common eastern firefly), 1170 nucleotides long. Its product is annotated as glutamate receptor ionotropic, NMDA 2B-like. The annotation marks the transcript as partial. Lineage: Eukaryota; Metazoa; Arthropoda; Insecta; Coleoptera; Lampyridae. The transcript is spliced from 4 exons. The record is from RefSeq and is a predicted model, not a curated record. Gene Ontology annotation, molecular function: adenylate cyclase inhibiting G protein-coupled glutamate receptor activity.